This is a messenger RNA of Oncorhynchus gorbuscha (pink salmon), 1684 nucleotides long. Its product is annotated as kinesin-like protein KIF1C. The transcript is spliced from 2 exons. Lineage: Eukaryota; Metazoa; Chordata; Actinopteri; Salmoniformes; Salmonidae. The record is from RefSeq and is a predicted model, not a curated record. Bases 1 to 1044 code for a protein of 347 amino acids.
AUGGAAAAUGACGAGGAGGAAGGGGGCGGUUCCCAAUGUGAUGGUGACGGGGUCGAUGAUGACGGACAGCCCAAUCCACCCAAUGAGAAGAGAGUAGUUAAGCUGAUGACAGACGACCCAGCCUUUAGACGAGGGAGGAUGAGGUGGCUGAAACAGGAACAGACCCGACUACAGAACCUUCAACAACAGAAUAUUACUAAAAGACUCAGACAGAACACCCAGAACUCCCCAACCCCCAACACCCCUCUGGUCCCGGUGCACCCCCCCCCUGUGGUCCACCUCCCCGGGACCGGCCGCUUCAUCCCCCCACAGGACUGUAAACUCAAGUUCCCCUUCAAGAGCAACCCCCACCACCGUCUGUCAUGGAGCCCUGCCACUGCCCUGAUGAUGCUGGGGGAGGGGGGGUUAGAUGGAGAGUGGGAGGAGCGGGCAGAGGGAGGUGGUGGAAAAGCAACUCCCUCUCCUCCUCCUCCUCCUGCUGCUCUCCUCCCACUCCCCUUCCAGAUGGUCCCUAGAGGCCACACCCCCUCCCCACAGCGCACCUGGCAACAACCACAACAGCAACGUAGCAACAGUAACCACGGGAACCCACACUUCCCAGUUCCAGGGCAACAGCAGGGGCCGCCUCCGUGGCGAUAUAGGCGGAACUCCCUGGACAGCUCCACGCAGGGCAACAACAACAAUCACCAGGGAAACAACUACCCCGGCAACCCCAACAACAACGGAGGUGGUCACCAGGGGCGACCGCGUUAUCGUGGAGGAGGGGGGAUGGAGGGAAGAGGAAGGGAGAGGGAUCAGAGAGGAGGAGGAGGAGGGAGGUUUCAGCAGGGGGGAGACAGAGGAGGGUACCAUCACCCCUACUACAUCCCUCCUCACCAACACCUCUACCACAGCAGUAACCACCCUCCACCAGGGGGCCACAUAUCCCCCCAGGGAAGAGGAGGAGGAGGUGCAGGGUGGUUUCAGGAGGGGUACAGCACCCCCCCUCGCAUGAAGAGGCAGUUUAGUGCCCCCGAUCUGAAGAGCAAGGAGACCCCUGUGUGACCUCUCACCCCUGACCCCACACAAAGACAACCUUCCUAUAAGGACACUGCAUAUCCAGCUGACGGGCUUAUGACCUGUCAUAACACUACAUACUGCUGUUAUAACUGAUGCUACUACACUACAUGGUGUAUAAUGUAGCUAUAUGGGGCAUGUGUGUGUGUCUGCAUGCUUCUGUCUCUGCCAUAUUGUGUAAUUGAAUACAGAACAGAGUGUGUGUGUCAACGCUUUGCUUAGCACACAACAAUGAGUCUGCACACUCUGUGUCCCUCACACACAACACUACAUAACGCCAUUGUGUGUGUGUGUGUGUGUGUUCCUGCUGUAGGGUUUAGCGUUCUCAUAUACAACAGGUCUUUUUAAAUAUUAGUUCUGAGGGUCUUUCUGAAGGUCAGCUGUACUGUUUUAGUUGUUGAUAUGUUUUCAUACACCAGCAGGGCAUUAUGGGAGGUGCCUUCGGCGGCCUGGCCCACACGACCAUACCUGCUUCCCCGUCCAAAUUACAUCCUUUAUUUGACCUGGACGCGCGUCAACACAAAGACCCAUCAAUCUCAGAUAAAGCAUCCGAGUGACAGAAACAGCACCCCUCUGUCUGUCUGUCCCCUCUGUCUGUUUCCUCUGUCCCCUGUGUCUGUCCCCUGUG